Messenger RNA from Hibiscus syriacus, 676 nucleotides. RefSeq names its product zinc finger protein GIS3-like. Gene Ontology annotation, cellular component: nucleus. Gene Ontology annotation, molecular function: DNA-binding transcription factor activity; transcription cis-regulatory region binding. The transcript has a single exon. NCBI's taxonomy places the organism in Eukaryota, Viridiplantae, Streptophyta, Magnoliopsida, Malvales, Malvaceae. The record is from RefSeq and is a predicted model, not a curated record. Bases 50 to 676 code for a protein of 208 amino acids. Gene Ontology annotation, biological process: cytokinin-activated signaling pathway; trichome differentiation; trichome morphogenesis.
UGCCUUCUUUUCUCUAUUCUCUUUUCCUCUCUGUAUCUUAUUUUAUAGCAUGGCGGAGCUAGAGUACCUGGUUAACACCAAAAGCAACACGGCCGCCGCCGCUACUCGUCUAAAGCUCUUUGGCUUCAACAUAUCCGAAGACGACGGUGGGUCGGAAUCGAUAACCAUUACGAACACGGUCAAAGCUCCACCGUCCGGGACUCCUUCAGGUGAACGUAAAUACGAGUGUCAGUAUUGUUGCCGUGGGUUCGCCAACUCCCAGGCCUUGGGGGGUCACCAAAAUGCUCAUAAAAAGGAAAGGCAGCAGCUGAAGCGUGCUCAGAUGCAAGCCACGAAUCCUAUGAUCUCUGCUUUCGCUCCUCCGCCGCAUCUGUUGGCCUCGGCUGCACCCUUUGUGGUGCCAGCUUCAACGGGGCCAUCUUGGGUUUACUUACCACGAGGAGGGCCUCCUCCGCUUUUCCACUACUCGCUCGGUUGUUUGAUUCCAACUGCCGGUGGUGGGAGGGCGCCAGCAGGAGUAUCUUAUGGUGGUGGUGACGGUGGUGGGGCCAACCAUGGAAGGACCUUUGAUGGCCCCUCUUUGAGUAGGUUUACAAAAGGAGACCAUGGUGGCAGUAGUUUUGAUGAUUCGCUGAGCUCGGAUUUGCAUCUUAGUCUUGCACCAUCUCCGCCUUGA